Messenger RNA from Strongylus vulgaris, 408 nucleotides. NCBI's taxonomy places the organism in Eukaryota, Metazoa, Nematoda, Chromadorea, Rhabditida, Strongylidae. The record is from the annotation of a GenBank genome assembly.
AUGGAACUUGUCCAGUGGGCAUGUGGUGUAGACCCAGCAUUUGCGAGAGAAAAAUUUGAAGACGCGGUAACAGCUAUUGGACUUCGCGUUGAUGUCGGCGCUAUGAUUUGGCAAUCCUAUUUAUGCUUCGAAGAGGCCUUGCUUGGAGAAAAAGAUGAUCCAGCCAGGAUUCAAUCUUUUUACGAUCGCAUGUUAGAAAGGCAUCCUGACGACGAAAAUGCAUGGUUUGAUUAUGGACAGUGGUGUGAAACGAAACUGAAAAUUCACUCAGUUACAUGCCGCGUAUAUAAACGAGCAGUACGCCACUGCCCGUAUAGCUGUGCACUGUGGCAGCAAACACUUCUUGCUCUUGAGCGCGCUGGAGCAGCUGCAGAGGAAAUCGAUGAAAUGUGGAUUAGUGCUCGAGAA